Lathyrus sativus (Indian pea) is the source of this 1770-nucleotide messenger RNA. The record is from the annotation of a GenBank genome assembly. NCBI's taxonomy places the organism in Eukaryota, Viridiplantae, Streptophyta, Magnoliopsida, Fabales, Fabaceae.
AUGUCCUUCCAAUUCCGAUCCAUCUUCUUCCUUUUCUUCUCUCUCUUCAUUUCUUCAAUCUUCGCUUCCGAGUCAGAUCACAAGUAUCAACGAGAUGAUCCCGUUAACCUUUGGGUGAACAAAGUUGGUCCCUAUAACAAUCCACAAGAAACGUACAACUAUUACAGUCUCCCAUUUUGCCAUCCAUCUAGUACUUCUAGUGCUGCACAUAAAUGGGGUGGUCUUGGUGAGGUCCUGGGUGGCAAUGAACUUAUUGAUAGCCAAAUUGAAAUAAAGUUCCUAAAAAAUGUGGAUAAGACUGCCUUUUGCCAGAUAGAACUUGAGGAAGCAAAGGUUAAACAGUUCAAGGAUGCAAUAGAGAAUAAUUACUGGUUUGAAUUUUUCAUGGAUGAUCUGCCUUUGUGGGGAUAUGUUGGUGAGCUACAUCCUGAUAAGAAAAGUGAUAAUGGCAAGCAUGUUCUUUACACACACAAGAAUAUUAUUGUUAAAUACAAUAACGAUCAGAUCAUUCAUGUAAAUCUCACUCAAGAUAUCCCAAGGCCUUUGGAGGUAGGGAAACAUUUGGAUUUGACAUAUUCUGUCAAAUGGAUCCCUACUAAUGUCACUUUUGGACGCCGCUUUGAUGUCUACCUUGACUAUCCUUUCUUUGAGCAUCAGAUUCAUUGGUUCUCCAUUUUCAACUCUUUCAUGAUGGUCAUCUUCCUUACGGGAUUGGUAUCAAUGAUAUUAAUGCGAACUCUAAGAAAUGACUAUGCAAAAUAUGCUCGGGAAGAUGAUGAUUUGGAAUCUCUGGAGAGAGACGUUAGUGAAGAAUCUGGCUGGAAACUUGUGCACGGUGAUGUUUUUCGGCCUCCUCGCUAUUUAGUUAUUCUUUCAGCUGUAGUUGGCACAGGUGCUCAGCUAGCAUUGUUGGUUUUUAUUGUCAUCUUGCUGGCUAUUAUUGGGAUGUUGUAUGUCGGGCGAGGAGCAAUUAUCACAACCUUCAUUGUUUGUUAUGCGCUCACAUCAUUCAUUUCUGGUUAUGUGAGUGGGGGAAUGUACUCGCGGAAUGGGGGUAAAAGCUGGAUUAAAUCCAUGAUUCUCACAGCUUCUUUGUUCCCAUUCACAUGCUUUGAAAUUGGAUUUGUCCUAAACACUAUUGCUAUAUUCUAUGGGUCUCUAGCAGCUAUUCCAUUUGGCACAAUGGUGGUUGUUUUUGUCAUUUGGGGUUUCAUCUCUUUUCCUCUAGCACUUCUUGGCACAGUUGUUGGAAGAAACUGGAGCGGUGCUCCAAAUAAUCCAUGUCGUGUAAAAACUAUCCCUCGUCCCAUUCCUGAGAAGAAGUGGUACCUCACACCUUCAGUGGUUUCUAUGAUGGGAGGACUGUUACCCUUUGGCAGUAUAUUUAUUGAAAUGUAUUUUGUAUUUACUUCCUUCUGGAAUUACAAGGUGUACUACGUGUAUGGCUUUAUGCUACUGGUUUUUCUGAUUCUCACCAUUGUUACUGUUUGCGUGACAAUUGUUGGGACAUACUUUUUGUUAAAUGCCGAGAACUACCACUGGCAAUGGACUUCUUUCUUUUCAGCUGCCUCAACAUCAGUUUAUGUGUAUCUGUACUCAAUAUAUUAUUACUACGUGAAGACAAAGAUGUCAGGGUUCUUCCAAACCAGCUUCUAUUUUGGAUACACUUUGAUGUUUUCUAUUGGACUUGGAAUUCUAUGCGGAGCUGUAGGGUUUCUUGGUUCAAAUUUGUUUGUGAGAAGGAUCUACAGAAACAUUAAAUGCGAUUAA